Molecule: messenger RNA, 2495 nt
Organism: Chenopodium quinoa (quinoa)
Lineage: Eukaryota; Viridiplantae; Streptophyta; Magnoliopsida; Caryophyllales; Amaranthaceae
Product: DNA-(apurinic or apyrimidinic site) lyase 2-like
Exons: 10
Coding region: 365-2188 (607 amino acids)
Biological process (GO): base-excision repair
Cellular component (GO): nucleus
Molecular function (GO): double-stranded DNA 3'-5' DNA exonuclease activity; endonuclease activity; DNA binding
Source: RefSeq, a predicted model, not a curated record
AUACAUUCUUAUUAAUUUUGAAACCCAAAAAAAAAAAGUAGCCAGGUAAAUAAAUAAGGCCAUAAGUUGAUGUUCAUGGGUCAUUGAGAAGGGUUGGCUUCCUCUCUCCCGCCUCAUACUGCAGUACACUGAAAAUCAACUAGUCACUUCUUCAUAUCUAGGGCUAAAAAAUUCCAUGUCCCAGAAUACUGAAACUGUGAUCAAUUAUAUUCCGCUGUUUCUUUUCAGGCAAUGAUCUGCAACAUUACAAGAAUGCACACUUCCUGUUCGAUGAAAUGUCUCAACGAACAAACCCACCUGAAAAAACUGUGUGAGAUUGUAAUAACACAAUAAAAUCAGUUAUUGUUGAUUUGAAUUGCCAAAAAUGUUGAAGAUUGUGACUUACAACGUUAAUGGCAUCCGACAACGGAUAACCCAGUUUGGUUCUCUCCUUAAAUUACUCGAUUCUCUCGAUGCUGACAUCAUCUGCUUCCAGGAGAUUAAAGCGACAAAACAAGAGCUUACUGCAGAUUUGAUAAUGGCUCAAGGGUAUGAAUCCUUCUUUUCUUGUACUCGUACCUGUGGAAAAGGUCGCACUGGUUAUUCAGGUGUUGCAACGUUUUGCCGUGUAAGAUCUGCCUUUUCUAGUACAGAAGUGGCAUUACCUGUGGCUGCAGAAGAAGGCUUUACUGGUCUUUUAGGUACUUGUGGAAAUGAAUCUAGUAGUGAGGUUUUUUCAGACUUGGAAUGCCUUAAGGAGUUUCGAAAAGAUGAGCUUUUAAAGAUCGACAGUGAGGGACGCUGUGUCAUCACAGAUCACGGUCAUUUUGUUCUAUUUAAUGUAUAUGGACCUAGAGCAGCUCCUGAAGAUGAAGAGAGGAUCCAAUUCAAAGCCAACUUCUUCAAGAUUAUGCAGAAAAGAUGGGAAUUGCUUCAACAAGAAAAGAGGCGGAUAAUUGUAGUAGGGGAUCUGAACAUUGCUCCUUCUGCUGUAGAUCGCUGUGAACCUGGGCCAGACUUUGAGAAAAAUGAGUUCCGUAGAUGGUUUAGGUCUCUGUUGGUGAAAAAUGGAGGUUCCUUUCUUGACCUUUUUAGAGAAAAACAUCCAGAAAGGGCAGAUGCAUAUACAUGCUGGCCAGUACAUACAGGUGCUGAAGAGUUUAAUUUUGGGAGCAGGAUAGACCACAUCCUUGCUUCUGGUGUAUGCUUACACCACAUUCAGGGAAAUGAUGAUCAUAACCUUGGUGUUUGUCAUGUUGAAGAGUGUGAUAUAAUGACACAAUUUAGAAGGUGGAAGCCUGGAAUCUCAUUGAGCUGGAAAGGAGGUAGAGCUACUAAACUGGAAGGUUCUGAUCAUGUUCCUGUGUUUGUUACACUUAAGGAUAUUCCUGAUAUUCAAAUCCACAGUACACCACCUCUAUCCGCCAGAUAUAUGCCAGAGAUCCGUGGGUCACAACAAACUAUUGUGUCAAUUUUGAUGAAAAGACAGAUGACUGAAAGAGUUGGUGCUGGUACGCUGACAAGUCCAGCCACACAAGAUGAUGAUGACAUCGAUUUAAUUGGAAGGAUUGAAGAAGCAUCUUAUUCUUGCAGUGUAUCAAGCACUGACUUAAAUACACUAUCAUCUUCAGUGAUGAAUUCCUGUGAAAAUGAGCCCUGUACUUCCAAAGAAAGCCAAGAUGCGGCCACAGCAGGUAAUCGGCUGAUUCGAUCAAUACCAGGUGUACCAAAGAAGAAGAAAAUGAAACAAAAUCAACAUUCUCAACUCUCAUUGACAUCCUUUUUUCAAAAAAUUCCUGGUACUUGUGAUAGUGUGGAAAAGUCUACCAAGGAUGCAUCAGAUAACCUAGAAAGUACUGUCAUUUCUCCUGAUUAUGUGAAAGAAACAACAGAAACUAUCAACAAGGAAGGCAAUUUUGAUGAAAGUGCUUCUUCUCAAGAGCAUAACCCUCCAACUGAUUGCUGUCCUGAAAAUGAUAGAAAGACUGCUGUGAUGGAGUGGCAAAGGAUUCAACAACGCAUGCAGGAUAGCAUACCUCUAUGUGAAGGGCAUCGUGAACCCUGUGUUGCUCGGAUUGUAAAAAAAUCAGGUCCUAAUUUUGGGCGAAGAUUUUAUGCUUGUGCACGCGCUGAGGGCCCUGCAUCAAAUCCUGAAACUAGAUGCGAUUUUUUUCGAUGGGCUGACACAAAAUCAAGACAGAAAAAAUAGUCUUAACACUAUCUGCAAGGAAUCCGAGUUCAGAUGUAAAUGACCCGUCAUCCUAAGUCCGGUUCUUGCUAUCUAGUUAGGAUACUGUUAUAUCUUCCUGUGGUGUUUCACAGUUCUGAUAAUUAUUUUUGCUCUUCUGUUGACGUCUCUUGUGAUCUUGCCCUUGUAAUUUUAGUCCCUUAGGAUUGAGCUUCAUUGUUCUGUUGUACCAUGUAAUUCCUGUAAAUGAUGUAUCCCAGUUAACCAUCAAUUGUUCAAUGUAUCUUUGCCAUUCACAACAUCUUUAAUUUCAUGAAAGUUUCUCACA